Messenger RNA from Frankliniella occidentalis (western flower thrips), 727 nucleotides. RefSeq lists its product as uncharacterized. The transcript has 3 exons. Bases 224 to 727 code for a protein of 167 amino acids. The record is from RefSeq and is a predicted model, not a curated record. NCBI's taxonomy places the organism in Eukaryota, Metazoa, Arthropoda, Insecta, Thysanoptera, Thripidae.
GCCCAUCGCAAACACCGUCAAUCACAAAGCAAAUGUCACAUGCGCCGGCCGUUCAAUACAGCAAUAUUUCGCCGCGACAUUUCACAUACCUUUGCUUCGUAGUUUCCGGCCGGCACUCUACGUACUAAGUAAGUCUGAUGAGACUACAUGGACCCAGUCAUCCAGCAGAGAGACGUUUUCAAAAACAAAAUAAUUGCGUAAAAUAGCGUAAACCUGUCGUGUUAUGGGUAUCCCGCUCACCGCGCUGCUCUCCACGGUGGCGGCGCUGCUGCUCGUCCGGGUGGGCGCUUCCGUCCCCGAGGGUGCCCCUCUACCAGAAGUCGAGCAGCAGACCUGCGACCUGGCCCUGGCGAUGCUCAGCCCGCACCUGGCGACCACCGACGGGUACCCGCCGCAGCUCUACGUCACAGGCCGCGCCCGCUGGCUGGGGUGCCUGCUCGCGGGCCUGCCGCCGGCCGCGGUGGUCCUGGUGGACGCGGGGCUCAAGUACCCCUGGAUAGCCCGGCUGAGCCUGGCGCGGCACAACACCCUGGCGCUGGUCCUCGUGGAGGAUGCGGCGCAGCUGGACGGCUGGCGCUGGCCGGCCCGGCUGGUCUCUGCCCUGGGCGUGCGCACGCUGGUGUGGGUCGCCUCCGCGCCGCAGGACGAGCCCGCCGGGCUGCGGCUGGUGCAGAGCUUCGCCAAGUACGUCCUCCCGGCGUGCGUGUUCGAGGUAAGGGGUGUGUGA